Molecule: messenger RNA, 2503 nt
Organism: Pelobates fuscus (common spadefoot toad)
Lineage: Eukaryota; Metazoa; Chordata; Amphibia; Anura; Pelobatidae
Gene: TRMT13
Product: tRNA methyltransferase 13 homolog
Exons: 11
Coding region: 100-1470 (456 amino acids)
Biological process (GO): tRNA methylation
Source: RefSeq, a predicted model, not a curated record
GUGGCUCGAGCAGCCAUGUUUAUUACGGGCAUCACCAAGAGACAUUGAGAAAAACUGUGAACUCCGGUGUCAUUCAGAUAGAGGCUUGCUCACACAGUGAUGGAGUCACAGGGCCCCCGGUUAGAUGUGGGGCCCCCAGCAAACCCAGUCCCCGGGAGAUGUAGUUACUUUGUGCAGAGGAAGAGGAGGUUCUGUAAGAUGGUUGUGUCCGAGGGGAAGAGAUUGUGUGGGGAACAUGCCCAGCAUGGGGAGGAGCAAAACAGUCGGAAGCGUAUCCCUUGCCCUUUGGAUCCCAAGCACACAGUGUAUGAGGAUCAGCUCCAAAAACACCUUAAAAAAUGUAACUCCAGAGAGAAACCACUGCCGGUGUUUUAUAUGCACAAUGUGAACGCUGGAUCACUUGAUAGAGUCUCAUGUGAAGAGCAGGUGGCCAUCAGUUCCAUGUCCCAAGAAGAUCUUCACAAGUUUAUAGAGAUACUGGUACAAGUCACAACUGGACUGAACACUCCAUUACCAGACAAGAAACUUAGCCACUGGGCAUUACAAGAAGCCUUAAAUGAUCCUGUGAAUGGAGAGUCUGCUGCAAAGCACUUAAAGCAACAGGCUUCUAUUUUGGGUCACUUGGACAGUUUGGGUUUGCUAGGAGGCUCUCGAUGCUUUGUAGAAUUUGGUGCAGGACGUGGCAAGCUGUCCCACUGGGUGGACAUUGCUUUACAAGAUGCUGAAAAUGUUCAUUUUCUUUUGGUGGAGAGAGCUACUACAAGAUUUAAGGUAGAUGGGAAGCAGAGAAAAUCAACUUUUGAGAGGCUUCAUAUUGACAUUCAGCAUUUGUGCUUAGAUAGGGUGCCCAGCCUUGUUCAGAAGCAACUUCCAGUCAUUGGAAUUGGAAAGCACCUGUGUGGAGCUGGGACAGAUCUGGCAUUGCGUUGUCUUGCACAGACUUACUCUUCUCCAUUGGGAGAGCCUCAGUGCAAGCGUCCAAGACUAAAUCCCACUGGGGACAGUUCAGAUGAAAAAGAGAGCAGUAACUCUCCACUAAAUCAAUACAGCCCUGUGGAAGGAAUCGUUCUUGCUUUAUGUUGUCACCACCGAUGUGACUGGCAAUUCUAUGUAGGCAGAGACUUUUUCGAAAAUCUAGGCCUCGGGCAGAGAGAAUUUAACAUUUGUCAGCGCAUGUCCAGCUGGGCAACGUGUGGCUUCCACAGACUAGCAACUGAUGCUGGUAAGAAGAAUGACCAAGAGGAUGAGGAAGACAAUAAAGAUGAGCAGAAUAAUUUAGACUGUAAUUCAGAGACCAUCCAACGGUUUCUGACUGUGGAUGAACGUGAGCAUUUGGGACGUCUCUGUAAGCUCCUGAUCGACCAAGGACGUCUACAUUACUUGCAAAGCAUGGGAUAUAGACCAACACUACAUUAUUACACGGACCCUGAGGUUUCCUUAGAGAAUGUUCUACUUGCAGCCUUACCCUAACAGCAUAAUUGAAUGCUGGAAGCUAGUUGCUUGGUUUAUAGUUGACAUACAGUGCAGAAAUGAGUCUACAGAGAUGAGUAUGGAUUACGAGUAUUUUAAACCCAUCCAGAUCAACAUGUCCGAGACAUAGAAUUGAGAGAUUUACCUCAACCUAGUCCUGAAGUGGAAAAUCAGGACAUAAAGCUGUUUUAUUAUUUUUUUUUAGGGUUUUUUUUUUUUUUUUUUUGUGACGCGUAUGAUACAUUUUGAUAAUAGCUUGCAAAGGAGAUUUAGUACUCCACCAGUACAGACUAUAAAUAAACCUGAGUCCUUUGCUCUUCAUGAGGUUUUCCACACGUAAUCAGACUUCUGAUAAUCAGAUAUUUUUUGAUUAACAGCAUUUUGUCACUGGAUACAUUUGAACACUGCAGGACCUCUCACGGACCAUUCUGACCUCAGAUUCAGAGUUUAUCUUGUUAACUUCUCAUGAAGUGUCAUCUUCGUGUAAAUUAUUAGACCUUGAAUUCAAACUUUUACUGGAACACUUGCUCCGUUUUGCCUGUUCCUUAUUUACCAUCUUUUAAUUUCACAUUUUCAGUUCCAUCUUAUUGGAUACAGUCUGUGUUUUCUGAAAGAGAAUACAGCUGUUAGUUUGAUUCCCCUGAAAAUCGGUAUUUAAUUUAUGUUUUUAUUACUGCUAAACAGAUGUUAUGACCUAUGAGUUACUUUUAUACCUGGAAAUUUUAAAGGAGCACACAAUUUUUAAAAUAGAUUUACAUAACUUUUUCCAGCGCCGUCGGUCUUGUUUACCUCUCUGCCUCCUGCAGCAUGAUUGCAUAUGACGGCCACGAGAGGUGAUUUAAACAUUUCAGUUUCUGAAAAAAUGUGCAAUGUUUUACAUUGCAGGCUUAAAGCUAAAGGACCACUGCAUCGAGACCACCUCGUUGUGAUAAAGUAGCCUGGGUGACUAGUAAUGUGAGUUUUCUUUUACAUUUGGAUUUACAAAACGUUGGUUUUGUUUUUUUAUUUGAAAUAAAUUAAGCCUUAUAAGUUU